UGUGUGUGUGUGUGUGUGUGUGUGUGUGUGUGUGUGUGUGUGUGUUUAUGGUUUUCUGUGUCUGUGUUUCUUUCUGUGCUUCUAAAUCUGCUCUUGAAUGUCUAUAUGUCUGUUUUCUGUGUGUGUGUGUGUGUGUGUGUGUGUGUGUGUGUGUGUGUGUGUGUGUGUGUGUAUAGUUGAGGUCAUCACAGGAUAUCCUCCCGUCUUAACCCCUCCCCGAACAUCGCCCAAGCACCCUCAGAAGCGAACGCACGCACGCAGAGAGAGCCACGAUGACCCCCAACACACCCGCCUCGCUCCUGCCGAUACUCCUGCUGCUUCGGCCGUCAGCGAUGCCUGCCCCCGGAGCUAUCCUGAACCUCGCCGCGGCUCAGAACUGCACCGCCGACGUUACCAUCUAUAAGGCUGACGGUUGGAAGGUUAUUAACAAAGCGCAAGAAGAAAAAGAUGGCAGAAAGUAUGUCACUGUAUACGUGCAACCCGAGGAAGGCUUCGAAGGUGUCAGGGUUAAGGUGAAGGUUGGCACGGGUAAUUACGAGCCUUGGGUCUUACUGGAAAAAACUUGCUUCCCUGAUGAAACAGCGAAAUGGUGGUGGAUGGUGAGGGUGAUGGUGAUGGUGAUGAACAAAAACAAUCUAAUUAUACAAUUGAAGACUGGAGAAUGCUUUGCUAAGUGUGUUAAAGAAGUCGAUAUCAAUAAUACCCCAGAAUUUCACAUUAUGCCCCACGGUACCUCGAAGUGGAGACUCAACAAACCAAAUGAUACGAGCUGCCCCACCAGGGAGAUAUCGCAGCGGAAGCAACCGAACUUCAACUGCACCGACGAUCCUCCCCAAACUUCACGGCCCCAUUCCCGCCCCUAUAACACCACACACAACCCUGACACCCCCCCUGCAGGCAACCCUGAUUCUGUUAACUCCCCAUCCUCUCCUGGUGACACAGAGAACGCAACGCCCCCCAAGGCAACAUCUCGGGACGAGGUGGUGAUAGUUGCAGUGGUGGUGGGGGUGGUGGUGGUGGUGCUGGUUGUGGUGGGGGUGGGGGUGGGGGUGGCGGUGAAGUGGAAUCGUCGGCGAAGAUACUCUACAGGAGGUGUUAUGAUGCAGCCGUCCCGAGACACCCCGACAAGCAGCAAGGAGGUGGUGGUGGUCGAGAACAGUCUGUACGAACCCUUUGAGAACUUCCAACGCCCCCAGCCCAGCCACGAGUGAUGGAGGAGGAGGAGGAGGAGGAAGAAGAGGAGGAGGAGGAGGAUGAAAAAGAAAGAAAAAGAAGAUGAAUUUAACUAUGAGGACGAAAGGCAGAAGAAGAUGAAGCACUCAUACCUUUGCUUUCCGUGACGUGAUUCAUCUCGCUACUCUCUGACGUCCCAACUCUAAUUUUUUUUUUUUUUUUUACAGUAAAGGAGAAAGCUCAAGGGCAAAAAUAUAUAUAAAAAAGGACACAAAAAAAGACCCCUGCCGCUGCUCCUUCAAAUAGUAGUAGUAGUAGUAGUAGUAGUAGUAGUAGUAGUAGUAGUAAUAAUGAGGCAUAAUUCCACAAGAGAGAGGAUCAGAACCUAUUGGAAAAGUGUCUUGAUCCUCCCCUCUUGAAAAUGAUUAUAAGAGAGGCUGGUUCUUUUACUGUCUGUUUGUUCGCCUGUCUGUCUGUUUGCUGGACUGGUCGCUUGAUGAUUUGUACUGUUGCAAAUAUAAAGGAAAAAACAUAAA
Eriocheir sinensis (Chinese mitten crab) is the source of this 1709-nucleotide messenger RNA. RefSeq lists its product as uncharacterized. The coding region runs from base 273 to 1211 and encodes 312 amino acids. The transcript has 2 exons. Lineage: Eukaryota; Metazoa; Arthropoda; Malacostraca; Decapoda; Varunidae. The record is from RefSeq and is a predicted model, not a curated record.